CGUAAAGCUUUCGUUCGAAUCGUUCGUCGGUUACAAUCGUUGAACGUGUUUAUACGUUUGUGUUUUAUUUAGUGUUCUGGUCAGUGUUUGUGAUUAAGAUCCAACUGAGAUACUUUCUUGAUUAUUUCCUAAAGGAUGACUUAACUACAGCAGAGACAGUCAUGCGGCGCGCGAUAUUGCUGCUGUUUGCGGCGCUGCUCGCCUCGGUCGCCGCUUGCCCGUGGGCUUGCUCCUGUCGCCCGAACGCUGCAGACUGCGCGCACCGAGCGCUGCUACAUGCGCCUCGACGACUGCCGACAGACGCUCAUCGCCUAGAUCUUCAAGGGAACAACAUCAGCAUAAUAUUCCAAAGUGACUUUCAGAAUCUGAAGGAAUUGAAAAUUUUGCAACUAUCAGAGAACCAGAUACACACAAUCGAGCGCGACGCAUUCCUCGAACUGAACGCCUUGGAACGAUUGAAACUGAGCAAUAAUCGACUGGGUCACUUGCCCGACGGUCUUUUUGUGAGAUUGAGACAUCUUCAGCGUUUGGACCUAAGCCGUAAUGAAUUAACGGCGAUCAGCAGACGUACGUUCAGAGGAUUGACUGCACUGAAGAGUCUCCAUCUCGAUGGUAACCAGCUUAAAUGUAUCGAUGAAAAAGCACUCGAACACUUGAAGAGCUUGGAAGUACUAACUUUGAACAACAAUAACCUAACCUACCUAUCACUGGAGGCUGCGUCUGUCGCACGCCUACACACGCUGCGACUCACCGAUAAUCCAAUCGUGUGCGACUGUCGUGUCGCACGUCUGUCCGCGUCGGUUCGUGCCGCUGGUAUCCUUGGUGUUGGGGCAAGAUGUCAAGCGCCUGCAACUUUGAGAGGCGCAUUACUAACAGAAUUGGAGGCUCACGAACUCAUAUGCAAUGGUCCGUCUACAACAAUUAUAGCCGAGUGUUCAGCAGAACCACGUUGCCCACCACCAUGCCGCUGCUCCCCCGAUGGUACCGUCGACUGCAGAGAGAAACUCCUUACAGAGCUACCAUCUACCAUCCCUCAUAGGGCUACAGAGAUUCGCCUAGAACAGAACGAGAUAACAGAAGUGGGUGCGGGAGCAUUCUCAGCCGUCAAGCGAGUGGCGCGAAUAGACCUGUCAAACAAUAAAAUAGUCAAGAUGGCCGCUGAUGCGUUCAAUGGCUUGACACAUUUGACAUCUCUGGUCUUAUAUGGCAACAAGAUAAAGGAAUUACCAUCGGGUAUAUUCCAUGGUUUAACUUCAUUACAACUUUUGUUGUUGAACUCAAACGAAAUUAGCUGCGUUCGAAAAGACACUUUCAGAGAUCUUCAGAGCUUAAAAUUAUUAUCUUUGUACGACAAUAACAUUAGAUCUGUACCAAACGGUACGUUUGACUCAUUGACUGGGAUUCAAACUCUUCACUUAGGUCGGAAUCCCUUCGCUUGCGACUGUUCUCUGCGCUGGUUGGCCGCGUACUUGCGCAAGAACCCUAUAGAGACCUCAGGAGCGAAGUGCGAUUCGCCCAAACGUAUGAACAGAAAACGAAUUGACGCCCUCAGAGAGGAAAACUUUAAAUGUAAACCGGGCGAGGAGACGGCAGAGAGCUGCGGAGACGAGCCGCCGUGCCCCGCCGUGUGCGCGUGCGCGCGGGCGGUGGGCGCGCGCGGCGUGCGCGUGUCGUGCGCGCGCGCCGCGCUGGCGGAGCUGCCGCGCGACCUGCCGGUCUCCACGCACGCGCUCAUCAUGCCAGACAACAACUUGGGACAGAUCAAGUCAGAUGGUCUAUUUGGGAGACUGCCGGAUCUUACUAAACUAGACUUCCGUAAUAAUGGUAUUACGAUUAUAGAAGACAAUGCAUUUGACGGCGCUGCAUCAAUACAAGAACUACUACUUGAUGGGAAUCUCCUUCACACAGUCACGGACAAAAUGUUCUUUGGACUUCACAGCCUAAAUGUUUUGUCACUAGCAGACAAUAAGAUAACAUGCAUCACGCCAGGUUCAUUCGAUCACCUCAGUUCUCUUUCUACAUUAUCAUUGGGCGGGAAUCCAGUCCAAUGCACGUGUCAUAUGAGUUGGGUGGGCGGUUGGCUACGAGCACGCCGCCUAACCGCGGGAGCCACGUGUGCUCAUCCGCCCGCCCUACGUGGCGCAGAUUUGGUACACCUCGAGCUGGCAGACUUUAAGUGCACACCGGAGGAUAAGGGCUGCUUGCCGCCGGAAUACUGCCCUGCGGGCUGCGCAUGCGCAGGCACUGUAGUCCGCUGUACCAGGGCUCGCCUCGCCGCCCUGCCACCGCGCAUCCCGCCCUACACCACCGAACUGUAUUUGGAAUCGAAUGAAAUAACAAGCAUAUCCUCGGAAGAAAUCCGUCACCUCACACAACUGACUCGGCUCGAUUUGUCCAACAACAAAAUCAGCGUUUUGUCCAACGACACAUUUGAAGGACUCACUAAGCUUUCGACACUCAUUGUCAGCUACAAUCGACUGAGAUGCGUACAGCGCGACGCCUUAAAAGGUCUGACACAGCUGCGCGUCCUUUCUCUUCACGGGAACAAUAUCUCGAUGCUGGCGGACGGUGUCUUCAGAGAUUUGGAGUCCAUAUCUCAUGUUGCACUAGGCUCAAACCCACUAUACUGCGACUGCUCGGCACGCUGGUUGAGCGAGUGGGUGAAAGUGGCUGGCGAGUAUGUGGAGGCGGGCAUCGCGCGCUGUGCGGACCCUCCGCCCAUGAGGGACAAGCUGGUGCUCAGUACCAGCUCCAGCGCCUUUGUCUGCAAGGGCGACCCCCCCGCGGACGUGGUGGCGAAGUGCGACCGCUGCUACCGCAACCCGUGCCUCAACCGCGGCGCGUGCUCGGCCACGGCGGGCGGCGGCUACACGUGCCAGUGCGCGCGCGGCUUCCACGGGGACACGUGCCAGCACCAGAUCGACGCGUGCUACGGCUCGCCCUGCGCGCACGGGGCCUGCCGCCUGCUGGAGGAGGGCCGCUUCCACUGUUCCUGCCACGCCGGUUACACGGGAGUGCGAUGUGAAGUGAACAUUGAUGACUGCGUCGCCCACAGCUGUCAGAACAACGCCACGUGUGUGGAUCAUCUCGAGGGGUACACUUGCAAGUGUGCUCCAGGUUUUAUGGGUGAAUUCUGCGAGAAGAAGAUACCGUUCUGCACUCCAGAGUUCAAUCCGUGUGCAAACGGUGCCACUUGCGUGGACCACACAAGCCACUACACCUGCUCCUGCCCCAAGGGCUACUCGGGACAGAACUGCACCAUCAACGUUGAUGAUUGCAUCAAUCAUAUGUGCCAAAACGGAGCAACCUGCGUGGACGGCCUGGACGAGUACCGCUGCUCGUGCGCGGUGGGGUACGCCGGCCGCUACUGCGAGGCGGCGCCCCACGCGGCGCUGGGGACCUCCCCCUGCGCGCACCACGACUGCGUGCACGGCGUGUGCUACCUGCCCGCGCUCGCGCUGCACGAUGACAUCAUGAUGGAGCGGCCGCUGCUGGCGCCGCCCGCGGACUACCUGUGCAAGUGCGCGCCCGGGUACUCCGGUCGUCUGUGCGAGUACCUCACAUCACUUACAUUCAGCUACAAUGACUCUCUGGUCGAACUGGAACCGCUUCGUACUGUCCCCCAAGCCAAUGUGACUCUUGUGUUCAGCACCAAACAACUCCACGGCGUCUUGAUGUACUUUGGAGACAGCGAACAUUUAGCUGUGGAGUUGUUCAAUGGCAGAAUACGCAUCAGCUAUGACGUUGGGAACCACCCCACUUCUACUAUGUACAGCUUUGAAAUGGUCUCCGACGGUAACUACCACAAGGCUGAAUUGAUCGCGAUCAAGAAAAAUUUCACUCUUCGAGUCGACGACGGGCCCGCACGGUCUAUCAUCAAUGAGGGCAGUAAAGAAUUUCUCCGUCUCGAGACGCCCAUGUUCCUGGGCGGAGUUCCAGAGGAUGUCGCCAAAAAUGCAUUUAGUAAAUGGCACUUAAGGAAUAUUACUAGCUUUAAAGGGUGCCUGAAGGAAGCAUGGAUCAACCACAAACGCGUAGACUUUGUGAACGCGGCGCGGAGUGUGCGCACGCGCGCCGGCUGCGGCGGAGACGAGCCCGCCGCGCCGGCGAGACCGCAUGCGUUGCAGGAGGACGGCGCCCACGAGCCGGACCCGUGCGUGCCCAACCCGUGCGCGCGCGGCGGGCGCUGCGUGCGCGAGGCGGGCUCGCGCUCCGACUACACGUGCCGCUGCCGCGCCGGCACGGCGGGCGCGCAGUGCGAGCUGCGCACCUCCGUCGGUGGAGCGCCCGUUAUCACGCAAGUCAAGCUGCCGCCACGUAAGCAAGUCGUCAGCAACGUACAAGCAUCGCCAGCGGCGCCCGCACAGAAGCAAUAUCCCGAAGAAGCGCCCGCACAACCAGCGCCCUCUACUGGGGCUUGCCGAAAGGAGGCUACUCGUGAAUUCAUAACCGAAGGCUCGUGCAGAAGCCGGCGGCCGGUGCGCGGGGCCCGCUGUACUACAAAGGGCCCCGGGGGCGCGGGGGCCUGCGGGAGGGCCCUCUGCUGUGCCCCCAGGAAGACUAAGAAGAGAAAGAUUCGCCUAGUCUGCGCCGACGGCACGAGAUACACCAAAGAUAUAGAAAUAGUACGAAAAUGCUCCUGUGGGAAGAAGUGCCCUAGGAACUCGGCCUUCAUACACUAAACGUACAUUUUAAUAUAAUUUACAUAACAAUAAAA
This is a messenger RNA of Melitaea cinxia (Glanville fritillary), 4717 nucleotides long. It is a transcript of the gene sli, whose product is annotated as protein slit. Gene Ontology annotation, molecular function: heparin binding; Roundabout binding; calcium ion binding. The record is from RefSeq and is a predicted model, not a curated record. The coding region runs from base 162 to 4682 and encodes 1506 amino acids. Gene Ontology annotation, biological process: axon guidance; negative chemotaxis. The transcript has 38 exons. NCBI's taxonomy places the organism in Eukaryota, Metazoa, Arthropoda, Insecta, Lepidoptera, Nymphalidae.